Molecule: messenger RNA, 1776 nt
Organism: Penicillium canariense
Lineage: Eukaryota; Fungi; Ascomycota; Eurotiomycetes; Eurotiales; Aspergillaceae
Product: AGC family serine/threonine-protein kinase
Exons: 1
Coding region: 1-1776 (591 amino acids)
Biological process (GO): protein phosphorylation
Molecular function (GO): protein serine/threonine kinase activity; ATP binding
Source: RefSeq, a predicted model, not a curated record
AUGUUUUCCUCCGCGCCUCACGAUGAUCUCUCUGUUGGAGAUGUUUUUACUCCGCAGGCCGAUAGCGCGCAGCCCUCUGCCGUCGACAUUCCGACCAAUCACCACCUCACGGGUGACCACAUGGGUGACGACCGGCUGUCGCCGCGCAAGCAGAUAGCCAAUUAUCGGUCCAACGGGGACAGCGCGAUGCAGCCAGCGGCCUUUCACCCGAAUUUAUUGACGGGCAAGCAGCGACGGAAGAACAAGAAAAAGAAGCAGGUCGCGCAGGUGGACCCGGCGCUGUCGACGGUCCGCGGCUUCACACCGCUGGUCUCCGCUGACGAGGACUCGGAUUUCUCGACGACUAGCUCCCGCGCUGCGGAGUCACGCCCGGCGACCUCUAGGGGUGGAGCAAGUCCUCGGGCUCAACCGAGUUCGGGCCAUGGGGUGAGCGCGUUGAAGCUCCAGCUCGAUUUGCUAAGUCUCUCUGGAAAGCCUACGGCGGGCACCGACAGUCUUUACUCCGGAACCCCCAGUAACGCAAGUGUGUAUUCAGACAGUGAUCAGACCGAGGUUUUGACGAGCUAUGAAGUGCCUCUGGAGCAUGAUUUCGUCAGUGCAGACGCCGUGAAGGAAGAGGGACCUACCGACAAGAGCCCGGAGAUGGUUGGCAAUGGUGUGGAUAUGCGGAGUCAGCUCUGCCGCAAGAUGACUGCAGACGACUUUGAACCCUUGCUCUGCCUUGGCAAGGGCUCGUUCGGAACCGUCUUGCUCGUCCGCCAUGUCGUCACGGGCAAGCUCUACGCCCAGAAGCAGUUCAAGAAAGCCUCGAUCACUGUGCACAAGAAACUCGUGGAGCAAACUAAGACAGAGCGUAUGAUUCUGGAGAGCGUCAACCGGCACCCGUUCGUGGUGAAGUUGUUUUACGCGUUCCAGGACCACGAGAAGCUCUAUCUGAUCCUGGAGUACGCUCAAGGCGGCGAGCUAUUCACCCACCUCGCCAUGGAACGCAUGUUCCAAGAAGACGCCGCGGCCUUCUACAUGGCCGAGAUGGUUCUCGCCCUUGAGCACUUACACCAGAACGUCGGCGUCUUGUACCGCGACCUCAAGCCCGAGAACUGCCUCCUUGACCGCGAGGGCCACCUGCUCCUCACCGACUUUGGGCUAAGCAAGAUCGCGCUUAGCGACGAUGACCGCUGCAACUCCCUCCUCGGCACAAUCGAGUACAUGGCCCCCGAAGUGAUCCAGGGCAAACCGUACGGCAAAGCAUGCGACUGGUGGUCUCUAGGCGCGCUGGGCUUUGACCUGCUCACGGGGUCCCCGCCCUUCCGCGCUAACAACCACACUAAGCUGCAGGAGAAAAUUGUCAAGCAGAAGCUCGUUCUGCCGUACUUCCUCGGCCCCGACGCAAAGGAUCUACUCAUCCGCCUGCUCCGCAAAGACCCGACCAAGCGACUCGGCUACCACAUGACCAAAGACCUGCCGACGAUCAAGAAGCACCGCUUCUUCCGCAAGAUAGACUGGGCGGCCCUGGAGCGCCGCGAGGUCGACCCCCCGAUCCAGCCGAUUGUUACGGACCCUGCGCUAGCCGAGAACUUCUCCGCAGAUUUCACUCAGAUCCCACUGAGCCCGACGGUGACGGGUGGGUUCGACGAGUUUUUUGCUGAGGGCCGAUCUCGUUUGUCGUCGAGUGCUACGGGCCAGAUGUCUGGUGAGGCGGAUCCGUUUGGCGGAUUUAGCUUUGUCGCUUCGAGUAGCUUGCUGGACCAUGGACUUGGGGUGGCGGCGGGAUAUUAG